UUAAAAUUUCUCUGAUGUUACUAGUGAAACACAAUGUAUCAAGGAAAUUGUGUAGUUUCCUACUGUUUCUCAUGCUGCUCCUGCCGUCCUACGAAGCUGGUGGUCCGAUCGGGAGUCACUUUAUCCGUCGGCGGGCGAAACGCCUAUCAAGUCCCUACUUCGAAGAGGAGAAAACUCUGGUACUGGCGAAAUAUGUGGUCUCCAUUCGGUCUCGAACGCCCCGAAAGUUUUUUGGCGACAAUCACUUUUGCGGUGGGGUCAUAAUUUCGAGAACCUACAUCAUGACUUCCGCCCACUGCGCCAUGGACAAGCGCAAGAUCAUACAUCGAAGUCGGGUCUUGCUCAUUGUGGCUGGAACCGCGAAUCGUCUGAAGUACCGGGAUGGUCUCACUGUGCACAUUCCAGUGCAGAAGAUCUUUGUACCGGAGCAAUUCACGGUGUUCAACACGAACAACCUUGCGCUGAUGAUGCUGGCCAAGAAACUGCCCUUGGACAAUCCGCGCGUGGGUGUGAUCAGUCUGCCCACGACUGACCCCGAACCGGGUGUUAACUACACGGUUCUGGGCUGGGGACGGGUCUAUAAAGGCGGUCCCAUGGCCUCCAACAUCCUGCACAUUGACGUGGAGCUGUUGCCCCGGGAGAUCUGUGAGAAGAAACUUCACACCUUCAAGGAGGAGAUGAUGUGCGCGGGAAACCUGAACAACAGCCUGGACGAGAACCCCUGUGCCGGGGACACUGGGAGUCCCCUAAUCCUCAACAGAACUGUAUUUGGGGUGGUGACUUAUCGAAUUGGAUGCGGAUCCAAAACCUUGCCCUCGGUUUACACAAACGUCUAUGUCCACAUGAACUGGAUCAAUGAUAUCAUGGCGAAGAACGAAGGGAACCGCAUGGAAUAUACUCUAAAUUGUCUACUAACCUCCAUUGGCAUACUCAUGGGAAAUAAAAUUCUGAAAAGUUGUGGAUUUUAUUAG
This is a messenger RNA of Drosophila subpulchrella, 971 nucleotides long. Its product is annotated as trypsin-2. The transcript is spliced from 3 exons. Lineage: Eukaryota; Metazoa; Arthropoda; Insecta; Diptera; Drosophilidae. The record is from RefSeq and is a predicted model, not a curated record. Gene Ontology annotation, molecular function: serine-type endopeptidase activity. Gene Ontology annotation, biological process: proteolysis. Bases 15 to 971 code for a protein of 318 amino acids.